GCGGCUUACAAAAGUUAACAUCUUUAGUGCUGUUUUAAAAAUAGUAUUUUCAGCUGUAUUAUUUAUUAUUACUGUAUUAAUCCUCACAAUGUACCACUAAAGUAAAACAAAAGCACCCAUUCUUAGUCAAAUAAAUGCCUUCUUCCUCAUAUUCUGGAUAAUCGAUAUCAAUUUCUCUUAUUAAAUCGUGAGAAAUGAUGUAUAUUUUAGUCUGCCAAGAUUUUGAGAGCUAAUAUGAUCAGGAUAAACAAAUGUCCUUACUACAAAGGAGGACAAGAUGGGGAACCCAACUGGACUGGUUUGUACCCAGAAAUCGAAAACGAACAGCAAGAAUAUCAAACAGAAUUUGGACGGCAGCAGAAUCAGCAAACGCAAUAACUAUGCCAGCACACUUAAAGAACUGGCUGAGAUGCUGCCCAUCCCAUUGCAGACUGGCUGCAAGAGGUUGACAAAGAAGGAAAUUAUCUUCCGCGUCCUCCGCUACAUUGAACACUUACAGUCAAGCAUUGAUACUGCCAAAUCGCUGCUCCGAGUCAAUUCGGAGGGAUCAAAAGCAGAAGAGACAAAGCAGGUGGUGAUACCUGUCAUAAAGAGAGGACGAAGAGAAGCCACACCACGCACAAAGAAAACCGAGCCACUGAAUGUUGGCAAGAAACCUAGGAAGAGGAAACGCGCUCGCAGAGCAGAGCGGCGAAGUGUGAUCAGGAAAGCACGCAAGUGCCUUUCUCUGGAGGCUGAGAACAUCCCUUCCCAAGCUGAUGUCCACAGGGAGGAGAGCGUGUUUGCUGCGGGAAAAGAGCCCUUGGUUCUUUCAUCCUCUCAGGAGCCUACGCCUUUCUUUCCCAGCCUCGAAGUUCUAGUGUCAGAAUCUCACCAGCCUACAGACUGGAACUUGGAUAGCAACCAACAGGAAUGCAAAGAGGAAGAGACGGCAUUUUCUGUGUGUGCAGCACAAGUUGCCUACAAUGAGCAAUAUCAGCAGGAGUUGGUAUAUUAUAAUUCUUCUUAUGAGGAGGAAGACGAAGAAGGACCCAGAGCCAGCCCUUGGCUCUCAGCCCAGUCUCCAGUGGGGAUCACACAUGAGAGUUUGCAGCUGUUCUCUCCUGGGACUGGGACCCAAAGCAACAGUUGUUCAGAUUUGGGGCUGAGCCCUUCGCUUUUCUCCUCUCCUUCUCGGCUGCUCCCCAGACACAUCCUCCAAGGUGGUCAGGAGGCACUUUCCCCAGUGUUGUUUGAAGAUGUUUAUCUAUCCCCUCAGUCCAGUAAUUUUUCUCAGACCCUUUCAAGAACCCUCUUGAGGAAGUCAGCACUCACAAUGGAUCACUGCUACCUUUCCUACAAUGAAAUGGGUAAAAGCAAUCCCAGCCCCGUGUCAAGAGUGAAUGAGAUAGCAUCUUCAUCAUGGCACAAACCGUUCUUUAAAGAGGAGGCUGCCACCCUCAGGCCUGAAUGCCCCAUGUCCUCCAGUGAUGAGAACAGUGACAGCACCUGGGUGCCAUGCAAGAGGGCCAGGAAGCCACUUCAGGUAGCCUCUCAGAAGAAGAAGAAGAAAGUGGUCAGGAGGCAGAAGUGCCAGGCCUUAGCCUGUGAGAAGCACAGUAGCUCCUCUCCUCUGAAGCUGAAGAAGAAAUGUGUGAAUGGGUUUAUCAUGUUCUGCCGCCUGAAUCGCAAGCACUUCAUCCGGGCUUAUCCUGGCAUGGCUUCUACAGAGGCUACUAGAGAGCUGGCCCAGCUGUGGCGUGUGAUGACGAAACAGGAGCGGAAGCCAUAUUGCCUGAAAGCCCGUAGAUUCAGCCUCCUCAACAAUCGCAUUGUGAGAGAUGACUUCUCCAGUGGGGAAGAUGACCUAGAGCCUCCCAAGCCUUUCCAUCUGCUGCUGGCUGAGAAAUCCAUCCCUAACACUCAGUUCUUCCAUGAUUUGUCUUUACUGGAGCUUAUCCCCUGAUGCUUUGUGCAGUACCGGUAAUGGCAUAUCCCUCCACUGGGAAAAUGGCACCUAUCUUUGGUCAGUUAGCAAUAAUGACUGAGUUUCCCAGUUAAUGUGUUUGCAAGGUAGUGCUUGUCUUCCCCUUCUGUGGCAAACAGGGCCUUCAUGUCUAGGGCACCAUAGAGCAGUAGCGUAGUGGUGAAGGAUAGGACUGGACUCCCUUUGUGGCCACCCAUAAUGCAUUAGUCCCUGCUCCCCCCAUUUGCUGCUCCUUUCUACUGCUUAACAAUGCCCUGCACCCUGCCAGCACUGUAUUAUCAUUUGCUGUGCCUUCAGUUUCCAGACGCUGGUUGCUGAAGGGAAGGAAAAGCAUACCCACAGCCACAAAAGUUGGAUGUGCACCUUCAUUACUUCCAGUUUACCUACUUGCCACCCUUUAUGUACUAUGCACCUAUGACAACCCAAAGCUGAUCUGUGAUGUUUUGGGUCAUGGCGCUAGCCAGCCACUGACCAUAAAGGGAUGGGAAAUCUAUGAAAGUGGAAGACACGGCAAUGCUGACCACUAGUGAUCACUUUGCUUUAGGUAUUUAUGUGGGCCUUAGGGCUUGAUUGGCAGUGCUGAAAGGAGUAGGCAUAAUGUUGAGAAGGAGAAAGAUCUCUGUGUUGUUGUUGUUUUUUAAAUACCUUGUUUUUCUAACCAUGACUUUUCUUAAAUGUUGUCUAGUGGGCUGGAAAAGUGAGAAUUUUUUUUAAAAUGUAUUGUCGAAGCUUUUAUCUUGUCUUUCCAUUCACCAGAACUUAAGCUGAAGUAGUAUGUUUUAUGCUAUGCAGCCCAGCUGGUUUAGUUAGCCUUAACCCAAAUGGCUGUUUUUUAGGUCCACGUGGACAUGGAAAAUUUGACUCUUUGUUAUGUAUUAAGUUGCUUUGUUGUGUACAUUUGUCGUUAUCUGUAGACAAUUGAAGUGUUCAUAAUUUGCUCUGGAAAGCAUUGGAUCCCUAUAUAACAUUAUACUGUAUGUGCCUGAAUGUCAAAGUUCCAGAGGAAGGAAUAGUGGGGUAGACUGGAUCUAUAGUUUGGUGAAGUCAGAAGGUUUCAGAGAGACUGUGAUCUUACAAAGCUGAGAAUGCAGAAGGUCAGGACUGCAGUUGUGAAGGCAUAGAUCAGGGUGUCUUCAUGUUCUGGUCGGUUUUUAUCUUGACAGGGGAAGAACUCCUCAUCCGGCCUUCCAUUCCUUGCCUCCACAUUUGCAAUCUGUUUGUGUUUCAAAUUCUGUUACGUGCUUGAAUGGGUUUUUCCCAAUAUUGUAUUUAUCUAUUUAUAUAUUUAUUCAUAGUUCUUCUGCACCUCUAUUUAUAUUUAAAAUAAUUUUAAAUGAAAUUGUAAAUGAAAUUUUAAAUAAAAAUUUAAAUGAA
Molecule: messenger RNA, 3340 nt
Organism: Sceloporus undulatus (fence lizard)
Lineage: Eukaryota; Metazoa; Chordata; Lepidosauria; Squamata; Phrynosomatidae
Gene: MEIOSIN
Product: meiosis initiator
Exons: 14
Coding region: 278-1945 (555 amino acids)
Source: RefSeq, a predicted model, not a curated record